AUGUCUGCGCCACGCGGAGAUUUCCGGAAGAGAUGUGGCUUGUCCCAACAGAAGCCUCAACUCAUUUCAACCUCGGAAGCAAUGUGGGGUCUUCAAGAUUCAAACAUAUUUGAUCCACUGAGCGAACAGCUUUUGUAUUUACUGGGCAUCCCCAAAACAAAUGGCCCUCUCGAUGGUGGACAAAUAAGAAAGGGUGGGAAUUUGGGCACGCUCCGUGAAGGUGAAAACAAUGCCGCUAUGCUGAGUAAAAAGUGGAGAGACCGGGAGAGUUGGGUCCCUGAUAGAAGUAAUCCCCGGAUUUCCAAGUUCAGGUAUCUCUCGUCCGAAACAGUCGUGAACGUAAGAUCCCGGGGCCAUUCAUCCGCUAAAGUCUAUUUCAUAAGGGAAAUUGAUGCAUCCACCAUCCAUGCCAUUCACAAACGCCCAAUCAAGACUUUUAUGACGAAAACACACGGUAACCCUAUCAGCCGCCAGGGAUUAAAGGGAAUGGAAUUAGGGGUAACAGUGUUUGGGGAACGAGAACAGGAUAAUCGAUGGGAAUGCCGAGCACUUCGGCGAUGGUACAAGUUCGCCAGGGUAUGGACUCGUAAAUAG
This is a messenger RNA of Lindgomyces ingoldianus, 594 nucleotides long. RefSeq lists its product as uncharacterized. Lineage: Eukaryota; Fungi; Ascomycota; Dothideomycetes; Pleosporales; Lindgomycetaceae. The record is from RefSeq and is a predicted model, not a curated record. The transcript has 4 exons. Bases 1 to 594 code for a protein of 197 amino acids.